AUGAAUGGCCUUGGUGUAGGUGGUUCUCAAUCGCCUGACCUUGUUAAUGCUGCGAACGCGUUACUCUACGCCUUCAUGACUGUCACGUGCUUCCUCGGACCUUGGCUCACCAACCUUAUUGGCUUUAAAUAUACCCUUGCAAUCGGCUCGUUAGGAUAUCCCCUCUACGCAGCAGGGCUUUAUGUGAACAACCGCUUUGGCGACACCUGGUUCGUCUAUGUCGGUGCGGUGGCCUGUGGUAUCACAGCAGGCUUCUUUUGGAGCGUCGAAGGUGCUAUCGCAACUGGAUAUCCCGAGAGCAACAAGAGAGGGAGAUACAUCGCGACAUGGUUCACUUUCCGGAACUUCGGCAACAUCAUUGGAGGUGCGAUCUCCCUUGGGCUAAACCAUAAAGUCAAUCACAAGGGAAAGGUCGGCUACCAGACCUACUGGGCAUUCAUUGCUAUACAGUGCCUUGGUUUCUUCCUCGGUCUGUUACUAUCGAAUCCCGAGAAGGUCGUCCGAGAUGAUGGAACGCGGAUCCAGGCUCCACGCGGUAUCCACUGGAGAACUGAGGGUAAGCAGAUGUGGAAAUUGCUUCGUAGCAAGCCGAUCCUCCUGCUUACACCACUGUUCUGGUAUUUUGGAUGGAUUCAAGCAUACCCUGGAACCUAUCUCGCGACGUACUUCACCGUGCGCUCGCGCGCACUCGGGUCGUUCAUGUCCGCUGUCGUAGGCACCCUCGCAACCUGGCUUGGGGGCUCGCUGGUCGACAUCCCAUGGCACAAGAGCAGACAGACCCGAGCAGUCGCCACAUUCACGUUGAUCGCAGCAUGCAACUCGGCUACUUGGAUAUGGGCCGUCUACAUACAGAACGAGUACCGGCAUACACGUCCGGUGCUGGACUGGGGCGAUCAGAAGAGCUUCGGGCGUGGCUUCGGCGUGUACAUGUUUGAGCGACUCAGCCUCGGCAUGGUCGAGAACUAUAUCUACUGGUGCAUCGGCAAUCUUUCGGAUUCUCCGGGAGACCAAAUCAGGUAUAGCGCUCUGCUACGGGGAAUCGAGACUGCUGGUGUCGCAGUAGGCUUUGGAGUCCAAGCCGUGCCUACAGUACUGAUUGCGACGGCCAGUAUCAACUGUGGAUUGUGGUUCUUUGCGCUUCCUUUCAGCUAUUAUGCGACAAGGCAGGUGGUGGACAAGUUCAAUAGACUGGAUGCGGAAAAGAAGCAGCCGUCCCCUAUUGUACAAACAAAUUAG
Messenger RNA from Paraphaeosphaeria sporulosa, 1236 nucleotides. Its product is annotated as DUF895 domain membrane protein. The coding region runs from base 1 to 1236 and encodes 411 amino acids. Gene Ontology annotation, molecular function: transmembrane transporter activity. The record is from RefSeq and is a predicted model, not a curated record. The transcript is spliced from 2 exons. Lineage: Eukaryota; Fungi; Ascomycota; Dothideomycetes; Pleosporales; Didymosphaeriaceae. Gene Ontology annotation, biological process: transmembrane transport.